Neolamprologus brichardi is the source of this 1456-nucleotide messenger RNA. RefSeq names its product NudC domain containing 3 (gene nudcd3). NCBI's taxonomy places the organism in Eukaryota, Metazoa, Chordata, Actinopteri, Cichliformes, Cichlidae. Gene Ontology annotation, cellular component: cytoplasm. The record is from RefSeq and is a predicted model, not a curated record. Gene Ontology annotation, biological process: protein folding.
CGGAAGUAUUUGUAUUGUUCUGGAAAGAGGAAAGUAGUUGCUAAGAAGCGUUAUCCUACUCGUCCCACUUGUUUCUUGGCAAACUGUCAUUAUUUUGGUGGGAUAAGUAUUGGCUUGAAUAAUUUGAAGACUUGUUGAGAGGAAUAAAGAUUGAAAGCUGCGAUGGCGUCGCCGCUGGAGAUGACAGAGAUGUACGAUAAUGCUCUUCUGGGGAUCCUGCAGCACGUUGGGAACAUUCAGGACUUUCUGCAGGUCUAUUUUGGGUUCUUGUACCGCAAGACGGACUUUUAUCGCCUGCUGUCGAGUCCCAAUGAUAAGAUGGGUUUUCCUCCAGGUGUGGCAGAGAAGAUGGUGCUUAAGACAUUUAAGUUAUUCGAGAAGCUGGCGGAGCACGACAGAGAGAGAGCAGUGAGCAAUCUGAAGAAGAGAGAGGAGACUAGGUAUGUUCCUCCUGCAGUUCAGGAGCUGGAGGUUGCUUCUGAGCCUUGUGAUGAAACCAAGCAGCAGAGUACAGAGGCGGUGCAGAUGGAGAACUCCCCCUCACGUUCUGGGGAUGUUUCAGCUCCAGCAGCCUCAGGCACAUCCGUCUGCUCUCAGCAGGAUAGCAGCAGCAGUUCAGCAAUUUGUGAAGAUCAAGCAGCUGCAGCCAACUCGAAAUCCAAAGCAGGAAGUCAAGAAAACUUCCAGUCCAAUCCCGACAGUUACAAUGGGGCAGUGAGGGAAAAUUACAGCUGGUCUCAGGAUUACAUGGAUGUGGAGGUCCGCGUGUUUGUGCCCAAGACGGUUGUUAAAGGCAGACAGGUCAGUGUUAGUCUGCAGACCAGUGGCGUGAGAGUAUGUGUGAGGGAUGGAGCCGAAGAGAAGACACUGAUGGAGGGUGAAUUCACUUACAAGAUCAACACUGAAAACUCUCUGUGGAGUCUGGAACCUGGACACUGUGUGGUUUUGUCACUGAACAAGACAUCAGAGGUUUGGUGGAAUGCGGUGCUCAAAGGCGAAAAGGAGAUUGAUAUAAACCAAAUUAACCGUGAGCGUUCCAUGGCAUCAGUGGAUGAGGAGGAGCAUGCUGUUCUGGACAGGCUCACAUUUGACUACCACCAGAAGCUGCAGGGAAAGCCACAAAGUCACGAAUUGAAAGUGCAUGAGAUGCUGAAGAAGGGAUGGGAUGCUGAAGGGUCACCUUUCAAAGGGCAGGACUUUGACCCAUCUAUGUUUGACAUCCCACCGAGUGCCGUGCAGUUCUGACAUGCCACAAAACCUCAGCCAAACAUGAACUGAAGCAUCUCCAUUUAAAGAGCUCAUGGCAGCAGAGGCAACACUUAUUAACAGCUUUGAAAUGCUGGAAUGAUGGAAGUUUGUCCCUAAUAAAAGAAGCUGCAUAUUUGUUGAGAUUGGUGGGAAGGGAAUAUUUCUAUAUUCUGACAGUGAUGAGUCAUUAAAUUGAAGCUGAUAUGUA